CAUUUGAUGCGAAUAUAGAGAGAUUACAUUACAAAAAUCAAUUUUUUUUUUCUUUUUUUGAUGGACGAAUACAUGGAUUUUCGACCACUCAAGUACACAGAGCACAAAACAUCAGUCACUAAAUACACCAAACCGUCACCGGCAAAAAAUCUCUCCGGCGAAACUCGACCUGACUCAGUGAGAACCGUUCGUGUCUGUGUAACCGAUCCCGACGCAACCGAUUCAUCAAGUGACGAAGAAGAAGACUUUCUCUUUCCUCGCCGACGAGUCAGGAGAUUCAUCAACGAAAUCAGAGUCGAGCCAGCCUGCAACAACAACAUCAAUAUCACGGGGGGAGUUUCAAUGAAGGAAAGGAAGAGACUUUCCGAUGAAACUCAAUCUCCGGCGACGUACCGGCACCGUCCACUCAAGGUCUCAGUUCCCUACGGCCAAAACGGGAGGAAGUUCCGCGGCGUUAGACAACGGCCGUGGGGAAAAUGGGCGGCGGAGAUUCGAGAUCCGGAGCAACGCCGGAGGAUUUGGCUCGGAACUUUUGAAACGGCGGAGGAAGCCGCCGUUGUUUACGAUAACGCCGCCAUUAGACUCCGUGGACCGGACGCUUUAACCAAUUUCUCUAUACCGCCUCAAUCUCAAGAAGAAGAAGAAGAAGAACCGGUUAUUGAUAAACCGGAAAGCAACAUUACAACAACGACAACAACAACGUCGAGUUCCGAGUCAACCGAAGAUUUUCACCAUCUCUCGUCUCCUACAUCGGUUCUCAAUCUCCGAUCAUCCGAAGAAAUGCAACAAAUACAACAACCGUUUAAAUCAGCUAAACCGGAACGGGAAAUUUCAGAUGCACCGUGGUGGCAUACCGGGUUUGGUACCGGUUCCGGCGAAUCCGACGAUUCGUUUCCGUUGGAUACUCCGUUUCUCGACAACUAUUUCAACGAAUCUCCACCGGAGAUUUCAUUAUUCGAUCAACCAAUGGCUCAGGUGUUUUCUGAAAAUGAUGAUAUUAUCUUCAAUGAUAUGUUCUUGGAUGGUCAAAGUAUGUUCUUGGAUGGUCAAAGUAUGAGCAUUGGAGAUGAGUUUUGUUCUUCAAGUAUCAAAGAUAUUGGCUCAAUGUUCAGUGAUUUUGAUGAUUCAUUGGUAUCGGAUCUAUUAGUCGUUUAAUAUCCAUGACCGAGAAGAGUAACCAUCAGCAAAAUAUCUAUGGUUCGACUGAAAAAUUUUGAUGUUUUUUUCCCUAAUUUAU
Molecule: messenger RNA, 1237 nt
Organism: Eutrema salsugineum
Lineage: Eukaryota; Viridiplantae; Streptophyta; Magnoliopsida; Brassicales; Brassicaceae
Product: ethylene-responsive transcription factor CRF3
Exons: 1
Coding region: 61-1155 (364 amino acids)
Biological process (GO): regulation of DNA-templated transcription
Molecular function (GO): DNA-binding transcription factor activity; DNA binding
Source: RefSeq, a predicted model, not a curated record